Messenger RNA from Hippopotamus amphibius kiboko, 1934 nucleotides. RefSeq names its product PWP1 homolog, endonuclein (gene PWP1). The record is from RefSeq and is a predicted model, not a curated record. Bases 172 to 1674 code for a protein of 500 amino acids. NCBI's taxonomy places the organism in Eukaryota, Metazoa, Chordata, Mammalia, Artiodactyla, Hippopotamidae. Gene Ontology annotation, molecular function: protein binding. The transcript is spliced from 15 exons. Gene Ontology annotation, cellular component: nucleus. Gene Ontology annotation, biological process: rRNA processing.
GGCGCCCCCGAAUGACGUCAGAAGCGGGCGCCAACGCCGCAGGUACCAGCGCUCCGCGCCUGCGCUCUGCCCAGGCCGCGGCGGAGAGCUCGGCCGGGAGCUUGGGGACCCGAGCGCGGCAGCUGGGGCCAAGUGUGAGUCUCUAGCGGAGGCGUCGCUGCGCCGUGGACCAUGAACCGCAGCCGCCAGGUGACGUGCGUGGCCUGGGUCCGCUGCGGCGUGGCCAAAGAGACGCCAGACAAGGUAGAGCUUAGUAAAGAAGAAGUGAAACGUCUCAUUACUGAAGCAAAGGAAAAAUUACAAGAAGAAGGUGGCAGUGAUGAAGAGGAGACAGGUGAUCCUUCAGAGGAUGGCAUGCAGAGUGCCCGUACCCAGGCCCGACCACGGGAGCCCCUGGAGGAGGGCGACCCAGAGGAUGACAGGACGCUGGAUGAUGAUGAGCUGGCCGAGUACGACUUAGAUAAAUAUGAUGAGGAGGGCGACCCAGAUGCUGAAACUCUUGGUGAAUCUCUCUUGGGUCUUACAGUCUAUGGGAGUAAUGAUCAAGAUCCUUAUGUUACUCUGAAAGAUACGGAGCAAUAUGAACGUGAUGAUUUCUUGAUCAAGCCCAAUGACAAUCUCAUAGUUUGUGGCAGAGCUGAACAGGACCAAUGCAAUUUAGAGGUGCAUGUUUAUAAUCAAGAAGAAGAUUCUUUUUAUGUCCACCAUGAUAUCCUGUUGUCUGCAUACCCUUUGAGUGUGGAAUGGCUGAAUUUUGAUCCUAGCCCAGAUGAUUCAACUGGAAAUUACAUUGCUGUGGGAAACAUGACCCCUGUUAUUGAAGUGUGGGACCUUGAUAUAGUGGACUCUUUAGAGCCAGUCUUCACACUUGGAAGUAAGCUAUCAAAAAAGAAGAAAAAGAAAGGAAAAAAGAAUUCCUCAGGAGAUGGGCAUACCGAUGCUGUCCUUGACCUUUCUUGGAAUAAGCUCAUCAGAAAUGUGCUGGCCAGUGCAUCAGCUGAUAACACUGUUAUUCUGUGGGACAUGUCCUUGGGGAAACCAGCAGCUAGCCUUGCUGUACACACAGACAAGGUCCAGACUCUCCAGUUUCAUCCAUUUGAAGCACAAACUCUGAUUUCUGGAUCAUAUGAUAAGUCAGUGGCUUUGUACGACUGCCGAAGUCCAGAGGAAAGCCAUCGAAUGUGGCGAUUCAGUGGGCAGAUCGAGAGAGUGACCUGGAAUCACUUUUCACCUUGUCAUUUUUUGGCCAGUACAGAUGACGGCUUUGUAUAUAAUUUGGAUGCACGUUCAGAUAAGCCAAUCUUUACACUUAAUGCACACAAUGAUGAAAUUUCUGGUCUUGAUCUAAGCAGUCAAAUCAAGGGCUGUCUUGUGACUGCAUCAGCGGACAAGUAUGUGAAGGUUUGGGACAUAUUAGGAGAUAGGCCAAGUCUAGUUCACUCUAGGGACAUGAAAAUGGGAGUUCUCUUCUGUUCUUCCUGUUGCCCUGAUUUGCCAUUUAUUUAUGCCUUUGGAGGUCAGAAAGAAGGGCUUCGUGUCUGGGAUAUAAGCACAGUCUCUUCAGUAAAUGAAGCAUUUGGAAGACGAGAGAGGCUUGUUCUCGGCAAUACAAGAAAUUCAUCUAUUAGUGGCCCUUUUGGGAGCAGGAGCUCAGAAACACCAAUGGAGUCUUAAUGAAGAUCAUGCAAUUUCCUGUUUUAUUUACCAUAACUCAGUUUUAAAAAGCUGGCCUAAAGAAUGUUCCCUGUGUAGCUGCAGCCAUCAAAAUGACUGGAACAAAACUGCCUGACAUUCCUCUCUGCAGCUAUGGUGGCAGCACAAACAGGGCUGGUCUUUGUGCUUACCUUUCAAGCGUGUGGUAUAUAGGGCUCCAUUUGUAUUUCUUGAAAGGGAUAAUAAAAACAGAUUUUCAAAAAAUUAUUCCUUAAAUAUGC